UGCGUAUGUGGAAUUUUUGUCAAAUAAAAAUUAAAUUCCUUUCUUUUCUUCUCAGACGAUUUCUUCGAAGAACAGGUUGCAGUGAAUUUCUACGAGUAUUUUGUGUAAAAGUUUAAAAGAGUGUUUCAGAAAUGACUUCCGAUUGGGAUGAAAUCAAGCGGUUAGCCGCUGAUUUGCAGAAAGCUCAGCUUUCUACAUCUAUGCAAAGGUUAUCGGAGAGAAAUUGUGUGGAGGUCAUUAGUUUGCUGAUUUCUAAAGGUCUGUUGGAGGUAAUUUUUACCACUGAUGGAAAGGAAUAUCUUACUCAUGCCCAUCUCAAGCAAGAGAUCAAAGAUGAAAUGUUCAUCCAAGGGGGCCGAGUCAAUCUGGUGGAUUUAGCUAAAACGCUGAGCGUUGAUUUUGAUAAGGUCCAACGAAUGGCGGAACAGGUUAUUGCGGAAGAUAGGUCGAUAAAGUUCAUCCUCGGACAAUUGUUCGACGAGGUUUACUUGCAGCGCGUUUCUUUGGAGAUUAAUGAAAAACUGUCCCAAACCGGAGAGAUUGAUGUAGCCGAUCUAACUACUCAAUAUGAUUUACCAGCUGAUUUUAUUCUGAACUCCAUAAUGUUGAAGUAUCUCAACAAAACUAUUAUGGGAAAGCAGGAUUCUUCUAAUGCGAAUAUCUUUUUCACACAGUCAUUCAUAUCCCGAAAUAAGGCGAAGAUUCGUGGCGCCUUAGCGGCAAUUACUAAACCUACCCCGGUUUCUGCUAUUCUAGCUCAAAGCGGGAUUCCUGAUAAACUGUUUUAUUUGUUGAUUAACGAAGCGACAGCUUUAGGUACUGUAACCUCAAAGUCUCCAGCAGCUCUGUACAUUCCUCAUCUCUUUACUAAGAUGCAGGUGGAAUGGGUUCAAAAUUUCUACCGGCAGAAUGGAUAUUUGGAAUACGACUCAGUAGCUAGGUUGGGAGUUACCGAUGUCAAAAGCUUCAUCGUUAAUCAAUUGCCGAAUGAGAAAAUUACUUAUUUGAAGAAAUGUUGCAUUGGAGAUAAGUUGAUUGAACAAGUAACCGCUUUGUUCGAUGAGUGUAUUGCUACUAACAGUUAUUUGGAUAUAUCCACCAUUCUACCGUCGAUUAUGAGUGAGGACGAUAUUGAGCAAUUGCUAACGAAAGUAAUAUCGCCAACUAAACUGAAACAAACGCUCACAUUUGGCAGCACAAUUUUAACAAACAAAUUUAUUGACGACAUUGUGAAACCUUGCUUCGUUAUAGCCAAUGAAAAUGCAAUGAAAUCUGUCGACAGUGGAAGUUAUCAGAAGUACAUGGCAGAAAAAACGAUGAAACAUCAUGAUACCGAUAAGGAGCCGGUUGCCGGUGAGAGUAAAGGCGACAAGCGAGAUGAACGCCGCAAAAAAGCUGCUGGUGGAAAGGGUGGUGGAGGCACCCAGGGACGUGAGACGAAAACGAAAUCAACGAAAAAGCACACCCGUGGCAAUAGAGGAAACGUUUCGGACUCGGAUGACGAAGUAUCGGGAGGAAAUGUUUCGAAAAAGGCCGGAAAGGAAACUACAAUUGAAUUGAUUACAACGAAAGAUAUUGCAAAGGUGCUUGAGAGUGGGUUGGAACCCGAAGGACUCGAAGAUUUAUCCAAACAGUUGGCACAACACUAUUAUCCUCAAUUCAGUAAAUUUGCCCUGGCCAAAGCCCAUGAACUGUAUGAAAUGUCGCUUCACCAGAGUAACCAAAACCGUCGGCAAACGCAUGCAAACUUGCAGGAUAAACUGAACAAUUUGUACAACGACAUUCGUCUCUACGAUAAAGGAAUCAAGAUCCUACCGAGCGAUGUGCAGCAGCAGUUGGUCAAGUAUUUGCUCAAAACGUUUGGCACAGAGUUUUGCAACGAAAUAUUCUUUUAUGUGGCCGCCGAAUGCAAUCUGAACAGUAACGGAACGACAUUAACGGCGGAACAGCGUACGAAAAUUGUCCAAGAUUGCAGUCAAGAGUAUAAAGCUGCCCUGCUUGCGUUGAACAAAGCGACAACUAGUAGUGCUUCCAUUGAUGAUUAUCUUGUGGUGGCAGAAAACUCUCUUCAAGUUUGCAGUAUGAUACUGAAAAAAAUAGACAAGAAAAAAGAUCGAAAUUUAAUUCUUUGUCACAAGCAUGGUUUGCUAGAGCAACUGUCGAACUGUACGGAUCCGGCCUUGGUAUUACAUCUGGCUGUGCUGGUAAUUUUCACCAUUUCCACACAAAAUAUGCUGCAUGCAUCCGGUCGACACGUGUCGGCUAUUUUAAGCUUUUUGCAGCCGUCACUUAGCCCGGAACAUGCUCAAACACUGACAACCUACCAUGACGCAGUGCUACAAUUGCUUAGUGCCGAAAGUGGCACAGGAGACAGUAAACCCGCUGUAGAUUCUAUUUCGAAGCAGUUGGAGGCGUUGACACCGGUAGUUAAGGAAAUAGCAACAAAUUUCAAAAAGUUGGGCGUUACAAGUGCGGAGUGAUAGUCUUUAUUAAGGUUUCAGUGAAUUGUUAAUUAGUUGUGCUACAGUUUUUUGAAUAAAUGAGGAAUGUAAAUAAAUACAAACUACUUACGUUGGUAGAAUAUUACACACAUUGCCACAU
Molecule: messenger RNA, 2601 nt
Organism: Sabethes cyaneus
Lineage: Eukaryota; Metazoa; Arthropoda; Insecta; Diptera; Culicidae
Gene: Ufl1
Product: E3 UFM1-protein ligase 1 homolog
Exons: 5
Coding region: 132-2480 (782 amino acids)
Biological process (GO): regulation of proteasomal ubiquitin-dependent protein catabolic process; response to endoplasmic reticulum stress; protein K69-linked ufmylation
Cellular component (GO): endoplasmic reticulum membrane
Molecular function (GO): UFM1 ligase activity
Source: RefSeq, a predicted model, not a curated record